Messenger RNA from Anthonomus grandis grandis, 2366 nucleotides. Its product is annotated as potassium voltage-gated channel protein Shaw-like. Bases 243 to 2309 code for a protein of 688 amino acids. The transcript has 13 exons. Gene Ontology annotation, molecular function: protein binding; delayed rectifier potassium channel activity. Gene Ontology annotation, biological process: protein homooligomerization; potassium ion transmembrane transport. Lineage: Eukaryota; Metazoa; Arthropoda; Insecta; Coleoptera; Curculionidae. Gene Ontology annotation, cellular component: voltage-gated potassium channel complex; axon; dendrite membrane. The record is from RefSeq and is a predicted model, not a curated record.
UUCCUCUCUGGUUCGGGUUUUUAGUUACGAUGCGACGCCCUCACUGGAUCAUGCACCUGUUGUUGUCCGCUCACUUCGAUAACGUAAAACGCGGAAAAUACGAGUGAAAAGUUUUUCCAAGGGUCUUUUCCGUUUCGUUUUUUGGUUUAAUUCCGGGAAAUUUUGAACAUUUUUACAUUUGGUGCUCAAACGGAAGCUUCAUGAGAUCUGUUUACACUGGAACAGUGUACUGAAAUAAUGGUAUGGAUGGGGAAAACCGGAUUAUCCUAAACGUCGGAGGAAUCCGCUACGAAACUUACAAAGCCACUCUUAAGAAAAUCCCCGCGACCAGAUUAUCCAGGCUGACGGAAGCUUUGGCCAACUACGAUCCGGUUCUGAACGAGUACUUUUUCGAUAGACAUCCGGGAGUAUUUGCUCAGAUUUUAAAUUAUUACAGGACCGGUAAAUUGCAUUAUCCGACGAACGUUUGCGGUCCAUUAUUUGAAGAGGAAUUGGAAUUUUGGGGAUUGGACUCUAAUCAAGUCGAGCCCUGCUGUUGGAGUACGUAUAGUGUACACAGGGAUACUCAAGCAACUUUGGCCAUCCUAGACAAGCUCGACAUAGACGCAGAACGUCCGAGCGAUGAGGAGGUGGCCAGGAUGUUCGGGUACGAAGAGGCGUACCAUGCCGGAACCCUCACGCGAUGGCAAAGGAUCAAACCGAAGAUCUGGGCCCUCUUUGACGAACCGUACUCCUCGUCCUCCGCCAAGGUACCGCCGCUCAAUGUGCAACAUCGAAAUGUAGUCGCCGGGGCUUCGGUGUUUUUUAUCUGCGUCUCCGUUUUCUCAUUCUGCCUGAAAACGCAUCCCGGAAUGCGGGUGAAGUGCGAAAACAAUAGAGAAACGAACUGCACCGAGCCUCAUCCCUAUUUUCUUACCGUCGAACAUUUUUGCAAUGCCUGGUUCACUUUUGAGCUCUCUGUACGUUUAAUUGUCUCCCCCAACGUAAUCGAAUUCAUCAAAUCGCCCGUAAAUAUAAUAGAUUUCGCCGCAACCUUAAGCUUUUACAUCGAUAUGAUCUUGAUUUUCGAGAAGAAAUCCCAAAUAUUGGACUUUUUUAGCAUCAUUAGGAUAUUUAGACUAUUUAAGCUCACCAGGCACUCUCCAGGAUUAAAAAUCCUCAUCCACACGUUUAAAGCUUCGGCAAAAGAGUUGGCUCUGUUGGUGUUUUUUCUCGUUUUGGGCAUCGUGGUGUUUGCCAGUUUGGUUUAUUAUGCAGAAAAACUAGAGGACAACGUAGAUAACAGCUUCAAAAGUAUCCCAGAAGGCCUAUGGUGGGCCAUAGUAACAAUGACCACAGUGGGUUAUGGCGAUAUGGCCCCAAAAACUUAUGCUGGAAUGUUCGUGGGCGCCCUCUGCGCUUUAGCUGGGGUACUAACUAUAGCUUUGCCGGUGCCAGUGAUCGUUUCCAAUUUUUCUAUGUUUUAUUCUCACACCCAGGCCAGAGCAAAGCUGCCUAAGAGAAGAAGAAGAGUUUUGCCAGUAGAACAGCCCCGAAGGAAAAAGAUUGAAAGUGCUGGUAAUAGGAGGGUUAAUGCUAUAAAGCAUCAUCAUCCUGCUAUUAUUAAGGACGCCUUUGGUAACGGGAAGAUAGGUAACGCCAAUGGGAUUCCUGUGGUUCACUUAGGAACAGACACUCCCAGUAUAGCAGUUCUAUCUCAUAAUGGUCCCUUUAGCUUACAAAACCCCCAGGCCAUUUUGCAAGCAGGACCUUCGCCCAGUUUUGGAUUUCCUUCUGGCUCACCAUCCAGAAAUUCAGGAUUGGGAAGUGCCGAAACGCUUACUUUACAACCCAAGUUUCUUCCAGGUUUCUAUCGUGAAACUUCUUCAGAACCAAGAGACGUAGUUUCCUCCUUAGGCCCGAGCCCAUCGGCAAGAAAACUCUCAUUUUCCAGUAGAAUUUAUCCGGUGGCCGACUCUGGAAUACGGGAAAAUGAAAUAAAUCUAUCCAGCGUGUCCGCAUUGGCGAUCGGAAGUUCCGCAGAAGUGCUCGUUAGCAUAAUCGAAAAUCAAACGGGUCUUAGGAAAAACUCAUUUCUAUCAGCCACCUCGGUGAGUAGUGACGCUCAAUCCCCCUUAAGAUCCCCAAAAGGUGAAGAUAAAACCCUGAAAUCGCCAUGUAUAGAAGUAACUCCCUCAAGCCAAUUAACUCCCCAAGAAAAAGAGGAAGAUGAACUCGUAAGAGACGAUACGCUCGACGAGGAUAACAACAACUCGGCAUGUCGAUUGACCAAAUGUAGGACCCUAAGUCAGAACAGUAUUAUCGUAUAGAUUAUUGUAUUUUAUCUAUUUCAAUUUUUUUGUAAUUAAAUUAUCUUAAUAAAGUAA